CUAUAUAUAUAUAUAUAUCCAGUGGCUGGAAUUUGAUUGUUGGUCUAUCACCAACUUAAUUGCUGACAAACGUUUCAAAACUUGCUGCUGUUUCAAUAGAAUCCAAGCUGAACAGGCCAUCAUCGCUAGCAAGCAAGCUAGCUAGCUACAGCUAGUAUUAUACGUAUUGGUUUGUGGAGGAGUUACAUGUGCUGUGAGUUGAAGGUGGCGAAUCCGGCGGAGUUUUCAGGGAGGAAAGGGCGGCCGAGAUCAGAGGAGGAGAGGGAGAGGGAUCAUCAGGUUUUGUUCGGAGGUGGCGGCGGAAUGGUGACGCUGCCAAUGCUUGCGGGGUUUAACAGGGAGCUGGAGAUGUCGGCAAUGGUGUCGGCCCUCACCCAUGUGGUGGCCGGAGAUGAGGAUUUGGUUCUUCCAUCCGGCAGCGGAGGGAAGAGAGGACGAGAAGAGGUGGCGGAGUUUGAAGCCGCCGUGGCAUCAAUCGCAAGAGCUUCUGCAGGGUUUGGUGGGGACUUUUCGACAGGUGGUUUAUCAUUAUCAUCAUCAUCAUCUACCUUUAGAGAAGGAUCAUCAAGCAGCAGGGCAACCACUAACACCACCACCGUGGCCGCAAAGCCGGAAUAUACAUACAGUCCGAGUAUAUAUGAAACCAGUACUGAGAGCCAUGCUUAUGCAGGAGCAGAGCUGCCGCCAAGAAGAUACAGAGGAGUGAGGCAGCGGCCAUGGGGGAAAUGGGCGGCCGAAAUAAGAGACCCCCACAAGGCCGCCAGAGUCUGGCUGGGCACUUUCGAAACUGCCGAGGCCGCCGCCAGAGCUUACGACGAGGCUGCUCUCAGAUUCAGAGGAAACAAGGCCAAGCUCAACUUCCCUGAAAACGUCCGGAUCCGGCCAUCUCCGCCCGGUCCUCCUCCAGCGACCCAUCUUGCCGUUUCCACAUCGACCCAGCCGAUUGUCCAUUCUCAGAGCCACGACACCAACUACAUGAAUAACUAUUACUACGCUCAGUUACCUAGAAACUCCAAUGAGUUGCAGAAUCAGCCCACUAGUUUGUUGGACCAAAUGUUGUUGUCGAAUUCCAUGGCUUCUAAUUCUCAGUUUCAAUCUUCUUCGUUGGUUGGCUACACUGCUACUGUUUCAUCGUCGUCUUCCUCGCCUCCACCUUCUUCUGGUUUUGCUAUGCCGUUUGCAGCCCAGCAAAUGGUUGAGCCGAGGCCAUCCACUGGUCAGACCAGCACUGAUCCAAGGUUUCUGGUGACAAAUCGGUCGGAUCCUAGCAAUCAGCCGCCGCCGCCUCCUCCAGGAUGAUUUUAAUUUCCUGUAGUUUGCAUUUUUGAGUACUGAAAUUCUUUCAGAUAUCUAUUUUUAGAUGAUUUGAUGAUCUCGUUUUAGGUUGGUGGAGUUCGGCUAUAGUUAAAUUACCAUUCUUGUAGAAGUGGGUCCAAAUGCUGGUGAUUGCUUGCCACUCUCAUAAUUGUGUGUAACUUGAUGGCAGUUUAUUUAGUAAUUAUUACUCUGCUUCAAUGGUGUAAUUUGUUAAACAAUUUCCUAUUGCCUAGAAUUCUUGAUAAAGAAUCUUCAACAAUUUUCAAGAACCCAUCCCCAACCCUAAUAAAAGGUCAAGAAGUACUCAACCUCGGGCAGAGUUGAACAUAUGUAUUUCUUACCCUUUAAAAGUAUUAACUCUUCUUUCUGGAGCACUUAAAAUUGCACAAAUUUUUUUAUUCUUAAACCUUCUGUGGAGCUAAAACAUGAGAAGGUAAAAGCUACAAAAGAUUAUGUUUAUCAGAUAGUGGGUGGCUACUGGGCCAUAAUUAUAUUCAAACCCCACCACUUGUAAUGCCCAAAUGCAUCAUUCAUCAAAUACAGACCGAACCCAUCCACACGGCAGCAGUACACUCUCUUCUAUUCAUUGUACAUCAACAGUAAUAUGGGUUGACAGACGGCCAGACAGUUUAAUACAGAAAUCUAACAUUGCAUUGCUAGCUUUAAUCCAGACCUGGCGAGUUGCGAGAGAGGCGGUUGGAAAAAGACAUAAUAAUAACCACUGGAAAAAGAAAAAUAAUAAUAACCACCACCACUACUACUUUAUGAAUAGGAGUAGGAAGGCAAAUAUUUGAUACUUGAAAAAAGAAAAAUGUCCAUCCAGUUGGUGAAUCAAUUCUAACGAAUUGACAGUAAGUAUUGCACCGUAUGAAGUGAACAAUCUCCAACCACUUCAUGGCUCAUUCCAGCAUUAGACAAAUACAAGUUUCUUACGCAUAUGUCCAUGUUUUUGAGAUCACAGCUAUCAAUCUAAUAUUAUGAUGAAUAAAUCGGGGGGGGGGGGGGGGGGGGGGGGGGGG
Diospyros lotus (date-plum) is the source of this 2336-nucleotide messenger RNA. RefSeq names its product ethylene-responsive transcription factor ERF110-like. Lineage: Eukaryota; Viridiplantae; Streptophyta; Magnoliopsida; Ericales; Ebenaceae. Gene Ontology annotation, molecular function: DNA-binding transcription factor activity; DNA binding. Bases 187 to 1299 code for a protein of 370 amino acids. The record is from RefSeq and is a predicted model, not a curated record. The transcript is spliced from 2 exons. Gene Ontology annotation, biological process: ethylene-activated signaling pathway; regulation of DNA-templated transcription.